Ostrinia furnacalis (Asian corn borer) is the source of this 3174-nucleotide messenger RNA. RefSeq lists its product as uncharacterized. Bases 311 to 3034 code for a protein of 907 amino acids. NCBI's taxonomy places the organism in Eukaryota, Metazoa, Arthropoda, Insecta, Lepidoptera, Crambidae. The transcript is spliced from 16 exons. The record is from RefSeq and is a predicted model, not a curated record.
ACCGCGUCGCAGAUGGUUGCGUGCCACAGACAAUAAAAAAUCUGUUUUAAAAAGUUUCACUGAACAAAAAAGUUUUAAAACGAUUUAUGAUAUUCGCGGAAAUACAAGACGAUUUGUAGUUUAUGAAUUCAGUUUUUUUGUGUAAUGUUCUGUGAUCGUUUGUAGUUGUCACGAAUUUUUCUUAUUACAUAAAUACGAGCCCAGUGUCUAUUUUACUAUAAUCUAAUAAUAUGGUGGAGGCUGAAUGGAUUUGGUGCUUGCGUCGUAGAGUUGUGACGACGGCUGGCUGACAUAAUUGACGGUUGACAAGAUGGCGACUUCCGGUGACGUCACUAUAGCGCAGGAUGGCGGUCAGGGGAAUGUCAAAGCGCAUCCGUACUUGGUGGCUUUAGUACGAUGGUGUGUAUCGUGCCUAUGGAGUACUGCCACGUUGCUGAUACACAGGCUGUUGGCUGGACACGCCUUGAGACCUUCCAUUGCAGCGAGCAAGCCGGCGAAGCAACGGGUGGCCGGUACAGAACACCUCCAUCCGAUCCCGAAGGUGGAAUGCCAGGUGUUACACGCGCCCACCCAUCACAGCAUCGACGUCAUAUUCGUGCAUGGACUGUGUGGAUCCCUCGGCAACACCUGGAGACAGGGUGACUGGCGAGAGAAGUACGAACUCGAACCCAGCAGGGUUCCCCUUCUCAGACCUUCGCCCUGCCAGUGCAUAGACAAACGAACCCAGAAGAACUUCGAAAACGACUUCAAAAACAUCGACGACUUGUACAAAUUCAAGAAAAUCAUAUCCAACGAUGAAGCGUUUACCACAGAGAAGUUUUUUAACGAAACUCUAGAUCAAGUUGAGAUAUUGGAUAACUUCGAAACUCAAGCGCAGUUCGUUCGUGAUUUGUUCGAAAAUGAGAAUAGAGAAGAGAAGUGUGAAGAAGUGAAGCCUGAAGAAGUGGAUUGUGUGUGUAAAGUGACUGAGGGUAGGCAGUGUGAAGUGGGCUGUGGGUGUGUGUGUGAUGAGUGCUACUCCACUUGCUGGCCAAGAGACUGGAUUAAGGAAGACUAUCCUGAAGCUAGGGUCAUAUCUAUAAACUAUACUAGUGACCCGUACUUGUGGAGGCCGCUGUGGAUCAAGCAAUGCAAAAGGCUGCGGCUACACGAGAGAGCGGAUCAGAUGACGAAGCAGCUUCUAGAAUUAGGCGUGGGAGAGAGACCGAUCAUUUGGGUCGGCCAUUCGAAAGGGGGACUGUUUAUUAAACAGAUAUAUUGCGAAGCUUACGAAGCCCAUUUGCAGAGUCAAAAAGACAAUAUUUCUAAUACCCUCACAAAAGCAAACGAAGACAAAAAUUCAUCAUUUAAAGAUGAAAACGAAACUAAUAAUGCUAACGACAUUGAAAAUAAUAACGACAAUGUUAUUAAUGAAAGAAACGAAAAGACAAUGAACGAGUUAAAUUGUAAUAUUAAUGAAGUUAAUAAUAUUGGAUAUGAAAACGAUAAUGUGUUAAUAGAAGAUAGUGAAAAAGAAAAUGUAACAGAAGAUGAAAAUAAAGAAGAAUGUAAUGAAUCCAAUGCAGAAAGUCAAAUUGUGAAGUUGGAAAGAGAAAUUAGUGAAAAAGAUUCGUCUUCAAACAGUCAAGAAGACUCCAGGUCGCAGCAAGCUAGCCUCUGGCUGAACAGUGCCGGAUUCAUGUUCUAUUCAGUGCCGCAUCGAGGGUCCCCGCUGGCGGACAUCAAGACACCCAUCACGGCUAGAAGCAUUGAGAUCUUGGAGAUCAGUAAAGAUUGCUCCCUCGUCCUGUCCCUGCAGGACCGGUGGUUGAAGGCGACGGACCCGUCCCGGCCGCCGGUUCGGAGCCUGGUGGAGACAUGCAAGACUCUUAUGUCGGUGCUUUGGUUGAGGAUCGUGAGCGUGCCUUCUGCUGACGCAGGCAUAGGCUCCCUAUACGGCGUUCCAGUUGACCACAGAGAGAUAUGCAAGCCGACCAGUCGCCACUGUAUGCUGUACAAAGAACUAAUGACCCUCAUGCAUGCGGCGCUCAAGAAAUGCAGAUGCGAGAGCGAGANCAUCACAGUUGGGAGGCUGCGGCUGCACGAGAGAGCGGAUCAGAUGACGAAGCAGCUUCUAGAAUUAGGCGUGGGAGAGAGACCGAUCAUUUGGGUCGGCCAUUCGAAAGGGGGACUGUUUAUUAAACAGAUAUAUUGCGAAGCCUACGAAGCCCAUUUGCAGAGUCAAAAAGACAAUAUUUCUAAUACCCUCACAAAAGCAAACGAAGACAAAAAUUCAUCAUUUACAGAUGAAAACGAAACUAAUAAUGCUAACGACAUUGAAAAUAAUAACGACAAUGUAAUUAAUGAAAGAAACGAGAAGGCAAUGAACGAGUUAAAUUGUAAUAUCAAUGAAGUUAAUAAUAUUGGAUAUGAAAACGAGAAUGUGUUAAUAGAAGAUAGUGAAAAAGAUAAUGUAUCAGAAGAUGAAAAUCAAGAAGAAUGUAAUGAAUCCAAUGCAGAAAGUCAAAUUGUGAAGUUGGAAAGAGAAAUUAGUGAAAAAGAUUCGUCUUCAAACAGUCAAGAAGACUUCAGAUCGCAGCAAGCCAGUCUCUGGCUCAACAGUGCCGGCUUCAUGUUCUAUUCGGUGCCGCAUCGAGGGUCCCCGCUGGCGGACAUCAAGACACCCAUCACGGCUAGAAGCAUUGAGAUUUUGGAGAUCAGCAAAGAUUGCUCCCUCGUCCUGUCCCUGCAGGACCGGUGGUUGAAGGCGACGGACCCGUCCCGGCCGCCGGUUCGAAGCUUGGUGGAGACAUGCAAGACUCUCAUGUCGGUGCUUUGGUUGAGGAUUGUCAGCGUACCUUCUGCUGACGCAGGCAUAGGCUCUCUGUACGGCGUUCCAGUUGACCACAGAGAGAUAUGCAAGCCGACCAGUCGCCAUUGUAUGCUGUACAAAGAACUGAUGACUCUUAUGCAUGCGGCGCUGAAGAAAUGCAGAUGCGAGAGCGAGACAGAAGAUUCUUCAUCAUCAUCGGAUCAGCCACAGGACGUCUGCUGAAUAGUCUCACUGAGUCCAACCGGCCAAUAUGGGAGAUUUUUAAGUUUAUAGCACACUUAUCAACCUGUACGGCUAGCAUGAAAAACUUUCGAGUUCGAAUCGUAGCGUAUUCGAAUCGCCAUCAAAAGAUUAAGUACGAA